This is a messenger RNA of Equus quagga, 1121 nucleotides long. RefSeq names its product SREBF pathway regulator in golgi 1 (gene SPRING1). Bases 88 to 705 code for a protein of 205 amino acids. Gene Ontology annotation, biological process: positive regulation of SREBP signaling pathway. The transcript has 5 exons. NCBI's taxonomy places the organism in Eukaryota, Metazoa, Chordata, Mammalia, Perissodactyla, Equidae. The record is from RefSeq and is a predicted model, not a curated record.
CCGCCGCCCGCCUAGCGGCCAUGCCGCCCGGGCCCCGGGCCUGCCCCGCUCCGCGCCCCGGCCGCCGCGCCCCGCGUCCGCGCCGGCAUGGUGAACCUGGCGGCCAUGGUGUGGCGCCGGCUGCUGCGGAAGAGGUGGGUGCUCGCCCUGGUCUUCGGGCUCUCGCUCGUCUACUUCCUCACCAGCACCUUCAAGCAGGAGGAGAGGGCCGUGAGGGACCGGAAUCUGCUGCAGGUGCGUGACCACGAUCAGCCCAUCCCGUGGAAGGUGCAGUUCAACUUGGGCAACAGCAGCCGGCCCAGCAACCAGUGCCGGAACUCCAUUCAAGGGAAGCACCUCAUCACCGACGAACUGGGGUACGUGUGUGAAAGGAAGGACGUGCUGGUGAACGGCUGCUGUGAUGUCCACGUCCCCAGCACCAGGCAGUACAGCUGCGACGGCUGCCUGUCCAGCGGCUGCUGCAGCGCCUACGAGCACUGUGUCUCCUGCUGCCUGCAGCCCAGCAAGCAACUUCUCCUGGAGCGCUUCCUCAACCGGGCAGCUGUGGCGUUCCAGAACCUCUUCAUGGCAGUCGAAGACCACUUUGAAUUGUGUUUGGCUAAGUGCAGGACCUCAUCCCAGAGCGUGCAGCACGAGAACACCUAUAGGGAUCCCAUAGCGAAGUAUUGCUACGGGGAGAGCCCCCCCGAGCUCUUGCCCGCCUGAGGGGUGCAGAAGACCUGCCUCGUGGGCCAGGAGUCGCCGCUGAGGGACCUGGAGCCUGAGCUGGCCCCGGCGGUCACCGUCGGUGGGAAGAGGAGAGCGGUGCCGCGUGGAGCCUUUGGCUUUGCCUCUUCUUGUGUUGUCCUCUUGGCUUCCUUCACCGCCGGCGUCUCCAGACGGGGCUGUCCGCCGAAGCAGUUGGAAACGCCGGCUGAAGAAGACAGAACUGCAGGCGGGCGGCGGAGGUGUCGGCACUCCAGGCCUUGGCCGCUGCAGCUGCCUGGGACCUGGGGGCAUCAGGUCUCGUCGGCCCUCACUGUAAAAUUAUUUAUUGGAUUUCUCUGGAGUAGUGGCAGAAUUACGAUGUUUUGUACAGGAAAAGGCCUGGCCUUGAACGUUGAAUAUAUUCAAGGAAAUUA